Molecule: messenger RNA, 1662 nt
Organism: Myxocyprinus asiaticus (Chinese sucker)
Lineage: Eukaryota; Metazoa; Chordata; Actinopteri; Cypriniformes; Catostomidae
Gene: thumpd3
Product: THUMP domain containing 3
Exons: 9
Coding region: 28-1458 (476 amino acids)
Biological process (GO): tRNA methylation
Molecular function (GO): RNA binding; tRNA (guanine) methyltransferase activity
Source: RefSeq, a predicted model, not a curated record
UUAUUGCAGUACAUUCUGGAUUUGAAAAUGCAAGAGCUCGACCAGACUGUGACUAUCGGAGCGACUGUUCCGACCGGAUUCGAGCUUACAGCAGCGGAGGAGGUUCAGGAGAAGCUCGAGGCCACUGCCAGAGUUAGCAAAGACAGAGGCAGAAUAUAUUUUAAUAUAACAACGGAUAAGCUUCAAAAGGUGCAUCGCCUGAAGUCUGUAGACAAUCUAUUCGUUGUUGUUCAAGAAUAUGAUAACUACCAGUUCAAAGACACAAAGGAGGAAGUGCAAUUGGAGCUGCAAGAGCUGGCCAACAGGCUGCCUUGGACAAAUGCCUUAGAAGCCUGGAAGGUGAACAACUCGAUAAAGAAGAAGAAAGGACAUCAGAAAAAAACGAACUCCACAAAAUUAGAUCAUUGUGGCAGUGUUGACACCAAAUGUACGCAUACUGUCCCAUUAGAUCCAGAGAGCCUCUGGGUAGAUCUUGACGAUCUUCAGGUGAAGGAGAACCAAAGAGAUGUUUCUCAUUCAGAAAAUGGCCCACAGGAAGAAAAGCUUCCUGAAAUCGUGGGAUUUGGUCAGGAGUCAGAGGCCAUGCCUUUAAAGUUUCGAGUGACAUGCAGCCGAGCUGGAGACAAACACUGCUUCACCUCGAAUGAUGCUGCACGAGACUUUGGAGGAGCAAUACAAGAGCUCUUUCAUUGGAAAGCAGAUAUGACCAAAUUUGAUGUUGAGGUGCUGUUGAAUAUCCACAAUAAUGAAGUUGUAAUUGGUAUUGCUCUCACAGAGGAGAGUCUGCAUAGGAGGAACAUCACUCACUUUGGCCCCACAACUCUACGGUCUACACUGGCUUAUGGUAUGCUUAGACUUUGCAAGCCACAAGUGUCAGAUGUGAUUGUAGAUCCCAUGUGUGGCACUGGAGCUAUACCUUUAGAGGGAGCCAUAGAGUGGCAGAAUUCUUUCUUUUUAGCAGGAGACAACAAUUACACCGCAGUCAGCCGAACUGGCAAUAAUGUCAAGCACUUUCUAAACAGAAGACAUGAUGAAGGAAGUUUCUCUUUAGGCUUGCCAAUAGACAUAGUUCAGUGGGACUUGUGCAAUUUACCCAUGAGGAGCAGUUCAGUGGACAUCAUUAUUACGGACCUGCCUUUUGGAAAGAGAAUGGGGUCCAAGAAGAAGAACUGGGAGCUGUACCCUCUAUGUCUUCGGGAAAUGGCUCGAGUUUGUAAACCUGGUACAGGAAAAGCUGUACUACUUACCCAGGACAAAAAGUGUUUCUCAAAGGCAUUAUUGCGAAUGGAAGGGCUGUGGAAGAAAUGGCACACGGUUUGGGUGAAUGUGGGGGGAUUGCAUGCUGGUGUUUUCGUGCUCAAACGCACAGCGAUAGUUUUUGGUACCACUUCUAAAGACAUGGAGCCUCAUAAAGCGACAAUAUCACAAGAAGAGAAUAUAGAGGACACAGGGCUGUAAGAGGACUGGAAGACAAAUUCCAGCAAAUUUCCAUAUGUUUUGAAAUGUAAUUUUGGUUUUGUUGUGUUUCUUAUGUUUAUUGAUGCCAAGGUUUGUUGUCUUUUUCCUCAUCCUGAUUGGUUAAUCUGGGACAUAAUGCCAGACCUUUGAUAGCCCUGGCAAUCAAGGAGCCCAAAAUUAAAAAAUAAAAAUAUCAUUAAUGUG